AUGGCUUAUUGUGGACCCUCCUGUGCUGUGCCCUCUUGCGCCUCCGCCCCAGUGGUUGGCUUCGGAUCAGCUGGCUCCAAAGGUCUCGGUUGGGGCUAUGGCGGUCUUGGCGGUCUUGGCUAUGGCUUGGGCUAUGGCUCCGGAGCUGGCGCCUUGGCCGAGUCCUCCGGAAGCCUGGGCACCCUGGCCGGAGUCAUCCCCUCCUGCAUCAACCAGAUCCCACCAUCCGAGGUGACCAUCAAGCCCCCUGCAGUCGUGGUCACCAUCCCCGGCCCCAUCCUGUCUGCCAGCUGUGAGCCCGUGGCCGUCGGAGGCAACACCCCAUGCGCCCCCGGAGGUAUCGGAGGUACCGGAGGCUUCGGAGGAUACGGACGCGUCGGUGGCUUCUACGGAAGCAACCUGGGACGUCUCGGUCACCGUGGCAGCCUCUGCUCUCUGCCCUUCCUAUCACCAGACAUGCCUUACUGUGCACCUUCUUGUGCCGUCCCAUCCUGCGCUUCCGCCCCAGUCGUCGGACUUGGGUCAACUGGAUGUGGACCUUGGGGAUACGGCUACAGAGGAUAUGGCUAUGGAGCUGGCGCCCUGGCUGAAACUUCCGGAAGCCUGGGCACCCUGGCCGGAGUCAUCCCCAAUUGCAUCAACCAGAUCCCAGCAUCCGAGGUGACCAUCCAGCCCCCUCCAGUCGUGGUCACCAUCCCUGGUCCCAUCCUGUCCGCCAGCUAUGCUUCCUCUGCGGUUCCAUGGGUACCUUCCUCCCAGAAGACCACCGUAACCCUUGAAGCCAAGACCGCCAUAGCCCCAGCCGCCAUAGCCCCAGCCGUCAUGGCCCCAGCCGCCUCUCAGACCGGAGCCACCGAUGGCACAUGGGGUGUUGCCUCCGACGGCGACGGUUUCUUGGCCUCCAGCCAAACGUUCCUUGUUUAUCUGAUCGUGGAAGUGAGCAACACCCACAGCUCUUCCAUCCAUCCAGACAUGGCUCAUUGUGGACCUGCUUGUGCUGUGCCCUCUUGCGCCUCCGCCCCCGUGGUUGGCUUCGGAUCAGCUGGCUCCAAAGGUCUCGGUUGGGGACUUGGUUGUGGACCCCUUGGCUAUGGCGGUCUCGGCUAUGGUGGUCUCGGCUAUGGCGGUCUCGGCUAUGGCUGGGGUUACGGCCGUGGUUUGGGCUAUGGCUACGGAGCUGGCGCCUUGGCCGAGAGCUCCGGAAGCCUGGGUACCCUGGCCGGAGUCAUCCCCAAUUGCAUCAACCAGAUCCCACCAUCCGAGGUGACCAUCCAGCCCCCUGCAGUUGUGGUCACCAUCCCCGGCCCCAUCCUGUCCGCCAGCUGCGAGCCCGUGGCCGUCGGAGGCAACACCCCAUGCGCCCCCGGAGGUAUCGGAGGUACUGGAGGCUUCGGAGGUUACGGACGCAUCGGUGGCUUCUAUGGAGGCCGCCUGGGACGUCUCGGUCGCCGUGGCAGCAUCUGCUCCCUCGGGCGCAGAGGAAGCAUCUGCAACCUCCCCUGCUAA
This is a messenger RNA of Thamnophis elegans (Western terrestrial garter snake), 1506 nucleotides long. Its product is annotated as fibroin heavy chain-like. The coding region runs from base 1 to 1506 and encodes 501 amino acids. The transcript has 5 exons. Gene Ontology annotation, molecular function: structural constituent of cytoskeleton. Gene Ontology annotation, cellular component: intermediate filament. The record is from RefSeq and is a predicted model, not a curated record. NCBI's taxonomy places the organism in Eukaryota, Metazoa, Chordata, Lepidosauria, Squamata, Natricidae.